Messenger RNA from Falco peregrinus (peregrine falcon), 4797 nucleotides. RefSeq names its product ribonuclease L (gene RNASEL). Gene Ontology annotation, biological process: mRNA processing; protein phosphorylation. The record is from RefSeq and is a predicted model, not a curated record. The coding region runs from base 1511 to 3616 and encodes 701 amino acids. The transcript has 6 exons. Lineage: Eukaryota; Metazoa; Chordata; Aves; Falconiformes; Falconidae. Gene Ontology annotation, molecular function: RNA binding; RNA nuclease activity; protein binding.
AUGCUAUCCGGGGGUGCUCGCUGGGAAGCAGCAGGGAAGAGCAGCUGCUGGGAAAAGCUGCUCCCUGGCUUUGAAGGGGUUUUAAGCCCUGGCUGGGUUUCUGGCCGGGCAGAGGGACCCCCUCCUCGCCAUCCCGCCAUGGUGGCGGUGGGUGCCGCGGGCAGGGUUCACGCCUUGGCAGGCCAGCGUGGCGCCAUGAUGGCGCAGGCGUGAUGCAGCUCCUGGCCCAAGGUCAUGGGGUGGGAUAGAAAUGUUUAAACAUUUCCUAGGGCAGGUUGCUUGCAGCUCUGUGCUUGUGCUCAGCUGGGGAGGAGGUAGUCGUGCAGCCCCUGCCUUCCCCCUUCCCCGGCUUCUGCCUUCCCGACCACAGGAAGAGGAGCUCGAGCCUCGCGCUGCCCAGGGAAUGCUGUGCUGCUUUUUGAGCCAGGAAAGUAACUUUUUUCUUUUUUUAAUAUAUAUGUGGCAGAAGACCUAGAAGCUACUGGAAGGAAAUGGGAUGCAGCUAAAUCAAUUAAAUAGUUUAUUCAUUUCCGGGUGUGUGUGGGGGUGGGGACAGCCAGGUCUAAAAUGAUCCUAGGUUUUCCUGAGGGUAAAUUCAUGUAAACUUAUACUUUGGCUUUAUUCCUUGAGACUUCUCUGUCCGUUUUCUGAUUUGCUUAGAUAAUUUGUUCAGCUUGUCAGACAGUGACUCCCGGAAGUGCUGGUCACUCGGACCAGCUUUUGCAGGCAGGAAAAUGGGUAAUGGGGUUCCAGGUUUUCUAAGUAGACGUAGAUGGAUCAGGUCCUGCCUAAUGAACAUCUUAAUGUCAUGAAAAGCUUAGGAAAGGCUUCUGGUCAGGCAGGAUCUCCUGACUGCCUAUGGAAGCAGGAGGGAUUCAGGCUGGCUGCCUGUUUCAUUCCAGGUGUCGGGUCAGGACUUCCCAGGACCACGUGUGUGGCUGCCACCCAGAACCGGAGGGGAAUGACCCUCUCUGCCUGCCUGCUGCGUUCUCCACCUGUAAACGUCGCUGGGGGCAGGCUUGUUAGGCAACCUGGAAUAAGUCUGAGAUAAAACUUAUAGCAAGAACACCCUGGGUUCUUCCCCGUCCCCUCACCCAGACACCCCAAGGGAUGCCUGCCUAGGUUGCAAUUAGUGUGGAGACCAGGCAAGCAAACAGGAUGAGUACAUGUGUCUGGGUAAUUGCUAAAGCUGUGCUUCUUGCCAGGCCUUAGCUCUUUCGGCUGGCACUGCCAUUGCUGUCCUUGGUUGCCCCUCACAUAGACCUGCAGGACAUCAAAUCUAAAUAGUGAGGUUUCACAAUGUAAUCGAUCCAGAUUUUCUGUUUAUCAAUUAGGUGAAAACCAUAAAGCCCUUAAAAUAGCAGGCUUUCCUGCCUGGUGUGCUUCAUCAGCCAAACCCAGAGCAUCCCCCACAACAAAGGCACUGAGCAUUGCACCUCUCCCAUCCUCCCGUGGGAUCCCUGGGCUCAGGUUAGGAAGGUCAGAGGUACAGAGCCCUUUGCUGACCGUCAUGGAGCCCACAGCUCACAGCCAGCAGGAGGCAUCCACCCCUUCCAGCACAGAGACAGCAGAAGACCUGGCCUUCAAGUUAAAUGCUGCUGUGAGGGACAGUAAUAAAGAAGAUGUGCUGAGGCUGCUGGAGGAAGGGGCAGAUGUGAACUCCAAAGCAGAAAGUGGCUGGACACCGCUGCAGAGUGCUGUGCAAGCUAAUGAUGAGGACCUGGUCCAGCUUCUGCUGGACAAGGGUGCUUGUCCACAUACCAGGAAGGACAACGGUGGCACGGCAUUUACCGAGGCAGCGAUAGCAGGAAAUGUGAAUAUACUAAAGCUCCUCCUUGACCGUGGGUUAAAUAUUAAUGACCAUGACGAUAACGGCUUCACAGCUUUCAUGGAGGCUGCAUGGUAUGGGAAUGAAGAAGCCCUGAAAUUCCUGUUUAGUAAAGGAGCAAAUGUGAAUUUGAGGAGGGCAGUUAGUGAAGAGAAAGCGAACCUGCAUAAAGGAGGUGUGACAGCACUGAUGGAUGCUUGUCGGGAGGGCUACUUCUCAGUUGUCAAAACUCUUGUCCAAGAGAUGGGGGCUGAUGUGAACAUUCGUGACAACAAAGAUAGGAAUGCCUUGAUCCAUGCCCUUAAGAAAGGUUGUGCCAAGGAAAAAUACGAGUCUGCUGUCUCCAUAGCCCAUUUCCUGCUGGACUGCGGUGUUGAUGUGAAAAGCAAAGAUGAAUGUGGGAAAACUGCCCUCAUCCUAGCUGUUGAAAUGCGGAGCCCAGAUUUGGUGAAAACUUUAUUGGAGAAGGGUGAAAUAGAUAUUGAUGAUGCAGAUGAGGAGGGCAACACAGCACUGAUGGUGGCUGUAGAGAAAAAUGAUUGCGACAUAGCAAAGCUGUUGUGUGAAAAAGGAGCACGGACUGAUGUUGGGAACCUUAUCGCUGUUGCAAAUCGGAACCGCGCUCAUAAUAUGGCACGUCUUCUUCACCAGCACAAUGCCAGGUUUGUUCCAGAAACCCUCAAGGACUGGGAGCCAAACAGCAAGCGCUGGAGGGACCAGCUGAAAAAACUUUAUGCAAUAUAUCGCCCUAUGAUUGGCAAACUGAAGACGUUUCAAUACAUCAAGCAGAGAAUUCACAACACCUCCCAGGGCGGCAUCUACCUGGGGCUCCACGGUGGGACAGAGGUAGCAGUAAGGAUAAGCCGCAGUACAGAGGGUGACAAAGAGAAAAGAUUCUUCGAACAAUGUGGUAGCUGUGAAUGCCUACUGAAGCUUUUCCAGUUUGAGAAGGCGAAAGGCUACAUGUAUUUGUGCUUCCCCCUCUGGGAGAAAAACCUUGAAGAACAUCUGCAGGAACCAGAAGACCAAAUGUACUACAAAGAUGCUCUGAAGAUGAUAUUCCAGGCAGUGAGAGAGCUGCACUCCCUCGGAUUUGCUCACCAGGAUCUGCAUCCCAGCAACUUUUUCAUAGAUUUAGGUGGCAAAAUUUACUUGGCAGACUUUGAUAAUAAAAGGAAGUUGAUUGAAGACAAAAAAGAACUUGUAAACUCAGACUUAGAGGCCCUCAGGAGGCUCGUGCUGUAUGUUUUGACGGGGGGUAGGAAACCCCUUCAGCAAGUCAGUACUGAGGAUCUGGCUGCUGAUUCCCCUGACUACCAUGAGGCUCUGGACCUUGUAAGUAGUCUGGUCUCUCACGAUGAACGAGGCUUGGAAGGUUUGAGCAAACAUCCCUAUUUCUGGAGCAAACAGACGAGGUUCAGGUUCCUGAAGAGCAUAUGGAAUAAAAUCAAAGAUCUCCAGAACCGAAAAACUGUCUUUCAAGCUCCUAAUCCUACCAAAAGUUUUCCUUAUCCACGGUGGACCAAAAAGAUUGACAAAGAUGUUCUGAAUAUCAUGGAAAAUCCUAGGAAAGGAGUACCAUUUAAAUAUAGCAAUGAUGUCACAGACCUACUGAGGCUCAUCAGAAACCUGGAUGAACACCCAGAUACCAGGAUCACUGCCAAAAUAGAAGACCAUGCUGAGUAUUUCUUGAAGCUUUUUCCAGCACUUACCAUUUAUGUCUACAACAGGUUACGCCAGAAUCCCAAUUACAGUCACUUUGCAGACAUUCAGGACCCUUCUCCGUAGGAUGUCGUUGCCUCCUAUCCCAUGCCUGAUCCCACCACCACUACCUCCUUUUAUUCCCUAUUUCUUCAUCUGCAAAAGAGUUGAAGAAAGUGGGUAAGGAGAUGGGAGACAGCACAUGCAGGGGCAGAGCAUGGAGAACUUGGGCUAAGAAAUGAAAGAUGCUGCAGAAGUGUUGGUGUAACAACCAUGAGCUUUGGAGUGGAGCUAAGCUGAAUGCCAGCCCAGGCCCCCCUUGACUACCUCUGGCCCUCUGGGCUUAUCUUCCUGUGUGAAGGGGAGAUUAAGGUCCCGAUCCUUACAGAGAGCUGGGAGAUGUGGGACAGCUCCCACAUACCCAAUGCAUCUGGGAGGCAGGAGAAGAGCUUGGGCAUUGCCAGACAAUGUGAGGCUCUGAUAAAGGAAAAGGACUUGGAGCUCCUUGCUAGCAUCAAUAUUGCCUACUGCUUGCGCUGAUAAGCUGCUCAUCUACCCCUCAGAUGACAUGGGUUCUCUCUUCUUAGCCUUCCUGAAACACAGCAGCCAGGAAAUGUGAUGUCUAGGCAAUGGUCUGGCUGUAGAGCUGCCCUUGGCCUGUUGUCCCUCUGAUCUGGUAGAGGCUCACCUAGGCCAGCCUGCUGGGACCUGAAGGACGACUUCUGGGGGAUGCCGGAGUUGUUUCCACAAGGAAUAGAUGUAAGGAGCCUGCUCCCACAACACUCCGUGGCUGUGAGCAGCCCUCACUCACCUGAAAAAGGUCGCUGACAUCAAGGGGGCUGCAGGGACUGGUUCCUCCUGGAGAGGACUAGCUCUGCACCUGCAAGGCAGGGCUGUGCACAAGCAUUCCUUGUCUCCAAAACGGUGCUGCCGGUGGUGUAUGACCGGCCGCCUGCCAGGCUCGUCUCCCUUGCAUGGAGCUGUGCCCAUACAGCCAUAGCAUGCAGCCAGCUCGGAGCUUUGAUGUUGGAGGUUGGGUGGCACAAACCCAUUCCUGCAAUCCUACGGCAUGCAACGUGCAUCUGAUUGUCCAAGGGCUUGCUUGUUUCCCUGCUAAUGCUCAGAUUUGCACAAUGAUUGUAUGUUGCUUAUGGAAAUAUUUUUCAGCUGUUGAAAACAUGUUUAAUUUUUUUCAAACUGGGACUGUUAUGUUUUUUCAAUUAGCCUAAGGAGAUCCAAACUUGGAAUAAACUCGCCUGGAAAACUGA